AUGUCUUCCACCAGUUUGUUGCUCUCUACCAAGGGCUUUAGCGGUGCAAGAUUUCAAAAGGUUGCAUCUGUCCUGACCAAAUGUGCAGCAUCCAAUAUCACUUCUCAAAACGCCUCUCAGAGGGUUUCAAGUGGGUUUUCCAGGAAAAGAGUUGGCUACUCUAAGAGAUAUAUGUCAUCUGCGAAUGGUGUUGGUUCUCCUAGUACCAGAUCAACUGUGGUUCAACUUUUGAACAAUAUUAGUACUAAAAGAGAAGUGGAACAAUAUUUGAAAUAUUUUACAUCUGUAUCCCAACAGCAGUUUGCAGUGAUUAAGGUUGGUGGUGCCAUCAUCAGUGACAAUUUACAGGAAUUGGCAUCUUGUUUGGCAUUUUUGUACCAUGUAGGUCUAUACCCAAUCGUGUUACAUGGUACAGGACCUCAAGUUAACGAAAAGUUAGAGGCACUUGGUGUAGAACCUGACUACAUUGAUGGUAUUAGAAUUACCGAUGAGACUACCAUGUCAGUCGUUAGACAAUGUUUCUUGGAACAAAACUUGAAGUUGGUUACAGCAUUAGAACAAUUGGGUGUUCGUGCAAGACCUAUUACUUCCGGUGUCUUUACCGCCAAUUACUUGGAUGAAGAAAAAUACAAAUUAGUUGGUGAUAUUACGGGUGUAACUAAGGAUGCCGUCGAGGCCUCCAUCAAGGCAGGUGCAUUGCCAAUCUUGACAUCUUUAGCUGAAACCCCCUCCGGUCAAAUGCUUAACGUUAACGCAGACGUAGCUGCCGGUGAAUUGGCUCGUGUUUUUGAACCAUUGAAAAUUGUCUACUUGAAUGAAAAGGGCGGUAUUAUCAAUGGUGAAACCAAUGAAAAGGUCUCUAUGAUUAACUUAGAUGAAGAAUACGAUCUUUUAAUGCAACAGAGUUGGGUUAAAUAUGGUACCAAGUUAAAGAUUAGAGAAAUCAAAGAAUUGUUGGACUAUUUACCACGUUCAUCAUCCGUUGCCAUUAUUAACGUUCAAGAUCUACAAAAGGAAUUGUUUACAGAUUCUGGUGCAGGUACAAUGAUUAGAAGAGGUUACAAAUUAAGCAAAGUUGCAUCAUUACCUGAAUUCCCAUCUCCAGAUGCUCUCAGAGAAGCAUUGUCCAAUGACAUUGAUAUUGCUUCUGGUAAACAAAGUGUUGCUACUUAUUUGAGGGAACUAGAACAUUCAGAUUUUGCCGCCUAUGCAGAUGAACCAAUGGAUGUUCUAGCAAUCAUUAGAAAAAAUCAUACCGUCCCCAAAUUGGAUAAAUUCAUCUGUACAGAAUCUGCUUGGUUAAACAACGUUAGUGAUAACGUUUUUACCGCAUUGCGUAACGAUUUCCCAUCUCUACAAUGGAUAGUCAAUGAAGAUAAUCCAAAUAUUGCUUGGCACUUUGACAAAUCUCAAGGUUCUUAUUUGAAAAAUGGUAAAGUUUUGUUCUGGUAUGGUGUGGAUGACUUAAACACUGCUUCAAAGAUCAUACAAGAAUUUAUCACUAGCGUUUCUCAAGCUGCAGGUUCUCCAUCUCAUGGUCGCGCCUUUGCUUCUGGCCAAUCUUCUAGAGCUUAUUCCACCAGAUCUGCCGCUAAACCUCAAGGCACAAAUAAAUCCGUCGGUCGUGUUGGUUUAAUUGGUGCUAGAGGGCAUACUGGUAGUAAUUUGGUUUCUUUGAUUAAUACUCAUCCGUAUUUGGAAGUGGCACACGUCUCUUCUCGUGAAUUGAAGGGUAAAAAACUACAAGGUUAUAACAAAUCUGAAGUUAUUUACGAGACAUUACAACACGAAGAUGUUCAAAAAUUAGAAUCUCAAGGUGCUGUUGAUUUCUGGGUCAUGGCACUACCAAACAAAGUUUGUGAACCAUACGUCGAAGCUAUCGAGAGUGCGAAGGGAAAGGGAAAGAUUAUUGAUCUUUCCGCAGACCACAGAUUUGUUCCUGAAGAUCAGUGGGCUUAUGGUCUUCCAGAAUUAAACAGCAGAGAUAGUAUCGCCAAUGCCAAAAAGAUUGCUAACCCUGGUUGUUUCGCCACUGGUUCUCAACUAUUAAUUGCUCCAUUGUGCGACUUAAUCACUGGAUUGCCUACUGUUUUUGGUGUUUCCGGUUACUCAGGUGCUGGUACCAAACCCUCCCCCAAGAAUGACCCAAAGGUUUUGAGUAACAAUUUGAUCCCAUACACUUUGACCAACCACAUUCACGAACGUGAAAUCUCUACUCAUUUAAACCAAGAAGUAGCAUUUAUACCUCAUGUGGGUCAAUGGUUCCAAGGUAUUUCACUAUCAGUUUCCAUCCCAAUCAAGAAAGGUUCCUUAACAUCUGAAUCCGUGCAAGAAUUAUACCAAAAUUUCUACAAUGGUGAAAAAUUGGUACAUGUGCAAAAGGAUAUCCCAUUGGUCAGAGACAUUGGUGGUACUCAUGGUGUAUCCAUUGGUGGUUUCAAAGUUAAUGACCAAGGUGAUCGUGUUGUUGUAUGUGGUACUAUCGAUAACCUACUCAAAGGUGCAGCUACCCAGUGCUUGCAAAACAUGAACUUGGCGCUUAAAUACGGUGAAUACGAAGGUAUUCCAGACGACAAAAUUCUCCAGUAA
Zygosaccharomyces rouxii is the source of this 2589-nucleotide messenger RNA. It is a transcript of the gene ARG56, whose product is annotated as bifunctional acetylglutamate kinase/N-acetyl-gamma-glutamyl-phosphate reductase. Bases 1 to 2589 code for a protein of 862 amino acids. The transcript has a single exon. Gene Ontology annotation, cellular component: mitochondrion; cytoplasm; mitochondrial matrix. Gene Ontology annotation, molecular function: L-glutamate N-acetyltransferase activity, acting on acetyl-CoA as donor; acetylglutamate kinase activity; NAD binding. The record is from RefSeq and is a predicted model, not a curated record. Gene Ontology annotation, biological process: L-arginine biosynthetic process. Lineage: Eukaryota; Fungi; Ascomycota; Saccharomycetes; Saccharomycetales; Saccharomycetaceae.